Aspergillus aculeatinus CBS 121060 is the source of this 1563-nucleotide messenger RNA. RefSeq names its product C2H2-type zinc finger protein. Lineage: Eukaryota; Fungi; Ascomycota; Eurotiomycetes; Eurotiales; Aspergillaceae. The coding region runs from base 1 to 1563 and encodes 520 amino acids. Gene Ontology annotation, cellular component: chromatin. Gene Ontology annotation, molecular function: RNA polymerase II cis-regulatory region sequence-specific DNA binding; DNA-binding transcription factor activity, RNA polymerase II-specific. The transcript is spliced from 2 exons. Gene Ontology annotation, biological process: regulation of transcription by RNA polymerase II. The record is from RefSeq and is a predicted model, not a curated record.
AUGCCAAUGCCUCAGUACGCCAUGCAGCACCAGUACCCGGUGUCCCAGCCGCAUACUCUUCCCCCGCUCCAGCCUCAUCACUCCCAGUCUCCUGCCCCUCAUUCCUACAUGGGUCAGCCUUACCGGCCGGAUCUCUCGAGAUAUCCCGCGUCAACUCACGAUGUCUACGCGACCUCCGCGGCUCCUAUCAUGCCUCAUACGACCGUGGGUAGCUUGCCUCCGUCCUCGUUCCUCUCCCAUCACAAUCCGCAGGCCCAGCCCCAGCCGUCGCAACCUUAUCCUCCUCCGCACAGCGUGCUCCCCCCCGCGUCGAGUGCUCAGUCCUAUCCUCAGCCGAUUGCGCCGGCCCCGCCGCGUGACCGUCGCUCCGACUACUCCGCACUUCCGUCGGGUGCUUUCAGCUACUCGGAUGCUAAGGGCUCGCCUUGGAUGAACCAGGAUCCCGUGGCAGGCCCGAAUGGCGCUGCGCCUUAUGCUGCGAAGGAGCCUCCUCGUACCCAGGUUGUUGGCUCGCAGGGCCGUCGUGGUAUCCUUCCGAGCGUUCCGGGACGCGCGACUCCGGUCACCAACGGCGUCAAUGGAACUGCCAAGAACACCACAAUUCCCGCCAAGGAUGCAGAUGGAAAAUUCCCAUGCCCGCACUGCAAUAAGACAUAUCUUCAUGCUAAGCACUUGAAGCGUCAUUUGCUCAGACACACGGGCGAUCGUCCUUACAUGUGUGUUCUUUGCAAGGACACUUUCUCCCGCAGUGAUAUCUUGAAGCGCCACUUCCAGAAGUGCUCGUUGAGACGUGGUAACCCCACGGGAGCGACUCACUUGUCGCAUCCCCAGGCGCAUCUGAAGAGAUCCCAAGCUGCGGCCAAUGCUGUCAAGCCUGUUCAGGAGGAAGUCAACAAUCCCAUCCCGCCUCCCAACGGUCUCCCCGGUGCGACGUAUGCUGAGGGUCCUGUGAACGGCAAUGGCAUGGCUCCCGCCCGUCCAGGUUACACGGAACAGCAGCCUUUGGGUUUCUCCAUGUCGUCUGUGAAUGGGAUGAACCGCGGUCCUCCCGAGGACGCUUAUCCUGCCGGUCAGCCUCAACAGAGAGGUCCCUGGCUUGCUGCUCCUAAGCAGAGCCCGUACAUGGUUCAGCCCGGCGCUGAUGCCUCUGGCCAACAACUGAACGUUGACCGUCCUCCCCUUGAGCAGGUAAAGCCCCCGGUUAUUCAAGAUCCUAAGCGCCCUGUCAUGCCUGGCCCCACUCCCAAUCAUGCUGGCGAAAUUGACUGGACUUCGAUGUUUCAGCCCGGAGGUUCCGACGGUUACAUCAACCAGGUCUUCCCUCAGCAGACCAUGGCCGCCGGCCAGGAGCCGAUCCACGCUCACGUUGACGCUGAACGCAAGUUCUACCCCACUACCACCGCCCCUGGUCCCCAAGAAAGUGGCAUGAACGGACUUUAUCUGGCGUCAACUAUGAGCGGCGACGGUAAGUUGAAAGGAUACCUGUUAGAAUUGGGUUCGAUGCUAACUCACCUGUCAUCUAGGCACCGUUCAGCCCGCCCGCCAAUAGUCGCGAGUAAAUGA